This is a messenger RNA of Physcomitrium patens, 1505 nucleotides long. RefSeq names its product expansin-A11. The record is from RefSeq and is a predicted model, not a curated record. Lineage: Eukaryota; Viridiplantae; Streptophyta; Bryopsida; Funariales; Funariaceae. Gene Ontology annotation, cellular component: extracellular region. Gene Ontology annotation, biological process: plant-type cell wall organization.
CAACAAGGGGUCGUCACAACUGUGACUGCCCCCACCACCAUCACUACUCCACUAUGAAUGCGCAUGUGCGGCAGCUAGUGACGACCACACUGCCAAUGCUCACUGACUGCGCGCUUGAGAGUGAUGCAUCCAAGUCUCCUGCACUAGUCUGCCAGCGUUCCAUCGGCACCUAACUCGGGGAAUCGUAUCCACUACCAAUCGAACAACGACGUUGGUUGCAUCAUGACAAUCGAGCAGCGGACGAUGGUGCAAGCACACGUAACUUUUAAGCUUCUCUUGGUGCUAGCUGGGUGCGUUUUGCAAGUGCAAGCUGCUUACGGUCCCAGUGGCUGGGCUACAGCGACGGCGACGUUCUACGGGGGUGCGGAUGCGGGAGGAACUAUGGGAGGUGCAUGCGGGUAUGGUAAUUUGUACAGCACUGGUUACGGAGCUUCUACAACCGCCCUGAGUGCGCCACUUUUCAACGGUGGUUCUGCUUGUGGAGCGUGUUACCAACUCCAAUGCGCUAGAAGCAACCAUUGUUACGCAGGGAGAUCGAUUACAGUCACGGCAACUAACUUUUGUCCUACCGGGUCGGAAGGAGGGUGGUGCAAUCCUCCCAGGAAGCAUUUCGACCUGUCCAUGCCGAUGUUCACCACUCUUGCCAGGCAGGUUGCAGGAGUCGUUCCCGUAGACUACAGAAGGGUAGCCUGCAACAAGAAGGGAGGUCAGAGGUUCCUUAUGACCGGAAACCCCUACUUCAUAAUGGUUCUAGUCUACAACGUCGCUGGCGCUGGUGAUGUCCAAAGGUUUUUCGUCAAGGGCUCCAUGACGGGGUGGUACGAGUUGAGAAGAAACUGGGGACAGAUCUGGACGUGCACUGCGGACAGCAGACUGAAAGGACAAGCCCUCUCUUUCCGCACACAAACCAGCGAUGGUCGGCAAGUGGUUUCUAUCGACGCAGCUCCUGCAAACUGGAACUUCGGUCAGACUUUCAGCAGUGGUGUUAAUUAGUGACUUUCACUCUCCAUUCCCCACAGCAGUGGUUGUAGUUUUUGCCGUGAUCUCUGUUUUGUAUGUUUCGCAAGAGCAUGUGUUGUGCUUCGAGCAAUGGCUUGGAAUUCGCACAUCAGUUCCACUACUUCAGCCACUCUUGUACAACGCCUACUUGAAUGGCGAAGCUUUAGCAUCAGGUAUGACGUAGUUGCCAUAAGUGACGAGUCACAACUAUAGGAAGAGAUAUGUUACACCCGCUCCGUGCGCAGAUCCUCCCGCGCGGAGUGCGAGUUCAAGAUUGAAGAGGUGUAUGCAGUGCUUGAAGUAUGGGUCACCCGCUCUUAUCUUCUAUAUUGUAUCGUCCCUCCAAAGUGGCUUCAUCCCUGCGGCCAGAAAGUGAAGUUUUUUUCGGUGUUCUUUGUUGAAUCGGAUCCUCCUGUAUAUUGCGGGAGCACUACUGCAAUGUAAAACACUACAUUUGUACAUCGUGAUGUGAAUCCAUUACUCUAAUAAAUGGAUCUAUUGCAAUA